AUGGCCUCCUACGCCCUACCGAGUCCGCCGCUCUCCCACGGCCAUAGCCAUGGCCACAGUCACAGUCACGGACAUUCACACUCUUUUGGGCAUUCGCGGCGGACCGGCUCACAGAGCCAGAGUGGCUCAGGACAUCACCGCUACAGCCAGAGCCUCGAUCAAGAUGGACAAGACCACCUACAACAGAACAUGUCCCACUACAGAGCAAACUCCUACCUGCCGCUACAAAAGCGCGAGAACCGUCCCUCACCAUUGUCGAAGCAAAACACCAGCUUGACUCCCGUGGAAGACAUGUCGCCAAUGACGCCGGCGCGCGCGAAUACGGAUACCUACUUCGAUUCCAAAGCCGCCGCGUCGCACUCCCACGAGCAUCAUGACCACGACCACGACCACCACGACCACGAUCAUCAUGACCACGACCGUGAACAUGACCAUGAUCACGGCCACGAUCACAAGCACGAUCACAGCCAUAGUCACAGCCAUAGCCAUAGCCAUAAAGAGAGCUGCGGACAUGACCACCACAGCCACAGCCAUGACCAUGGUCACGACCACGACCAUCAUGGGCACGAUCAUGCACAUGGCCAUGUUCAUGCACAUUCGGCCCAGUUUUCCAAGCUGACGAGUCUCUUGCUGCCGUACACCUCUCGAUGGCCACUUAUACAUGCCAUAAUGACAGAGAAGGACUCGCGUCGCAUUUUCUAUUUCAUGGGCCUCAACUUCUCGUUCAUGGCCGUUCAGGCUUUCUAUGGCUACGUCACAGAUUCUCUAGGUCUGCUGAGCGAUAGUAUACACAUGUUCUUUGACUGUGUAGCAUUGGCAGUUGGACUUUUUGCGGCUGUCAUGGGCAAGUGGCCCCCAAGCCAGAGAUUCCCAUAUGGAUUUGGAAAGAUUGAAACGCUUAGCGGCUUCGCCAAUGGCAUUUUCCUAAUUCUGAUCAGUGUUGAGAUCAUGUUUGAGGGUUUCGAGAGGCUAUUGGAGGGCCGGGAGACAAAGCGACUCCUGGAUCUCUUCGUUGUCAGUACUUUGGGACUGGUUGUUAACUUGCUGGGCAUAUUCGCAUUUGGCUCCCACGGACACCACGGCCAUGAUCACGGGCACGGGCACGACCAUUCACACGGACACAGCCAUGGUCAUUCUCAUGGUCAUUCCCACGGCCACUCUCACGGGAACGACAACAUGCAUGGCAUUUACCUGCACAUUCUCGCCGACACCUUGGGAAGCGCGUCGGUCAUUUUCUCCACAAUCUUGACAUAUUUUAUCCCAUGGUCUGGAUGGGAUCCCCUGGCAUCUUUCUUGAUUGCCUACUUGAUUGCCAUCACUGCAAUUCCUCUGGUCAAGUCUUCUGCUCAUCGACUGCUUCUGGUCAACCCGGACGACACCGAGUACAUGCUUCGCAAUACCCUGACCGGGAUCAGCGAGGUUCGAGGUGUGGCUUCUUAUGCUGUGCCCAAGUUUUGGACUGACGAUCGAACCGGACACGCUGCUAAUGGAAGUCUGUUGGGUGUCAUCCACGUGGCAGCCAUGCGCGGAACCGACUUGGAAGAAGUGCAAGAACGGGUGAACAACUAUCUGUUGGACAAGGGCAUAGAUAUGACCAUUCAAAUGGAGCGAGAAGGCGAUUCGUCUUGCUGGUGCGGCAUGGGCAGAACCAGCCCGAUAACACCCAAAACACCAAGUUUCCACUAG
Pestalotiopsis fici W106-1 is the source of this 1686-nucleotide messenger RNA. RefSeq lists its product as uncharacterized. Gene Ontology annotation, cellular component: membrane; Golgi apparatus. Lineage: Eukaryota; Fungi; Ascomycota; Sordariomycetes; Amphisphaeriales; Sporocadaceae. Gene Ontology annotation, molecular function: zinc ion transmembrane transporter activity. Bases 1 to 1686 code for a protein of 561 amino acids. The record is from RefSeq and is a predicted model, not a curated record. The transcript is spliced from 3 exons. Gene Ontology annotation, biological process: zinc ion transport; transmembrane transport; intracellular zinc ion homeostasis.